This is a messenger RNA of Rosa chinensis, 1776 nucleotides long. Its product is annotated as DNA topoisomerase 2. The transcript is spliced from 7 exons. Gene Ontology annotation, molecular function: DNA binding; ATP binding; DNA topoisomerase type II (double strand cut, ATP-hydrolyzing) activity. Lineage: Eukaryota; Viridiplantae; Streptophyta; Magnoliopsida; Rosales; Rosaceae. Gene Ontology annotation, biological process: resolution of meiotic recombination intermediates; sister chromatid segregation; DNA topological change. The record is from RefSeq and is a predicted model, not a curated record. Gene Ontology annotation, cellular component: nucleus. The coding region runs from base 103 to 1740 and encodes 545 amino acids.
CUUCUUUCCCUUCCACAGUUUAGAUUUUAGAAAAACCCCCCUCAGAUCACCAAUACUUCCCCCUCUCUCUCUCUCUUCCCGCGCUCCGAUCACCACCUCUUCAUGGCGGUGGAGGUCCCGGAGGACGCCCCCGCCCCGGAAGUCGACGGCGACAUCGCCGCAGACCUCGAUAUGCAAGUCUCAGACGACGACGACGACACCUCAGACGGCGAACGCGACUACGAGAACGGCACCUCAGGCGAUGAGAACGACGACAUCGAGAUCACAGAGGCUGACGAGAACGACGACGACGACGGCUACGAGCUCAUCCACGAAGUCGACAACGACGAGUCGUCGGAGGAAGAGGUGGAGUGCGAUGAGACGUGGCUAGAGGAAGCUGAAUUCGCCGGAGGGCGCAAGUCCCAAGAGUGUACUUUGAUUUUGACACAAGGAAUGUCAACUUCAAGUCUCGCACUAAACGGCGUUGUUUCCAUGAAGGGUUGGGAAAGGUAUGGUGUUUACCCACUGGUAGGUGAAUUGCUGAACGUGAGAGAAGCUGGCUUCUUUGAGGUCAUGUAUAAUCCGAUUUUCAAGACGAUUAUGAAGGCUCUCGGACUUGAGCUAGAUGAAGAAUUUACCAGUACCGAAUCUUUGAGAUAUGGCCGGGUCAUUAUUAUGACUGCUGAACAGGAUCAUUAUGGUAGUUACAUCAAAGGGUUGUUGAUCAAUUUUCUUCACAUGUUCUGGCCAUCAUUGCUCAAGCUUCCGUCAUUUUUGGCCGAGCUUAUAGCUCCUCUUACCAUCAAGGCGACAAAAGAGAGUGAGGAAGGGAAAGAAAAACGUGUAUUCUAUUCCCUGCAAGAGUAUGAAGCUUGGAGGGAAAGUUUGAGGGGCAAUGCGAGUGGCUGGGCCAUUGAGAAGGAUGUAGCAUGUGUUUAUGAUGAAGGGAAGGAUUAUUUUGAAAAUCUUUUAAUGCAGAAGAAAGAUUUUGUUUGGGUAGAUGAACGUGAUGAUGAGGCAAUUGAGCUUGCUUUCAGCAAGAAGUUUGAGGUGGGAAGUUUGCAGUCUGGUAUGCAUCUUGAUCAUGAGGAGAAACUUGUAACUUAUAGCGACUUUGUUGACAAGGAGCUUAUACCCUUUUCCAUGCUUGCUGUUCUGCAACGCUCAAUUCCGUCAAUGGUUGAUGGCUUGAAGCCUCAUCAAAGAAAGGUUCUAUUCAGCUCUUUUAAGAGGGACGACUUUAUCAAGGAAGAAAUAGUUGCCAACUUUGCUAAUUAUGUGGCUGAACACUCGGCUUGUCCUGUGUGCGAGCCCUCAGCGUACCACCAUGAUGAGCAGAGUCUUGACAGUACAAUCAUUGAAAUGGCCCAGGCUUAUGUUGGCAGCAACAACAUUAAUCUUCUUUUACCAAGAGGUCUAUUUGGAAGCCGCCGAUUGGGAAGCAAAAUCCAUGGAAGCGUUCUUCAUCUUUCUACUCGACUUUCUCCCAUCACAAGGUUCCUAUUUCCAAAGGAUGAUGACAGGCUUCUGGACUACUUGCAUGAAGAUGGCAAAUCUAUUGAGCCAACUUGGUAUUUACCAAUUAUCCCAACGGUUCUUGUUAAUGGUAGCGAAGGUACUGGGCCUGCUGGGUGGAUCUCUUACAUCCCUAGUUAUAACCCAAGAGACAUUGUGGAAAACGUGAAGCGUUUGAUUAGUGAUGAUAGAAUGGUGCCCAUGGAUGAUGGAUCCUUGGUACAGAGGCUUUACCGGAACUACUGAGAAAACUGUUACAGAUUCUGGCGUGUGCUACAGUAC